AUGAAUAACAAAGUCAAUUUGCCCUAUGAAACGUGUGAAAUAAGGAAAGUAGCCUUUGAGCUCCCCAAGGAAUUCCACCCGAAUGUGAAAUACGGCUUCCUCAGAAAUUUUCUUUUCGGGAAAUACACCUUCUACUACUUCAAAAGCAUUUUUAAAGUAUCCGCAAAGGUGUCUGCAGGUUUUCUCCUUUUUUACUACCCCCUGGAUAAAGUCCAUUGCAACAUCCGCAGAUUUAAAAAUAAUUUAAAAAAACAGAAUUAAACUUCUUACCACUUGAUGAGUUCGUAAAGAUGGCAGGAACAUUCGAGUAACGCGAAAAAGGACGAACCUCUCAUUUUUGGAAAGCCUUUUUUCUUAGCAGAUAUAUUUCAUGCAAACGUUUUUA
Plasmodium coatneyi is the source of this 385-nucleotide messenger RNA. RefSeq lists its product as uncharacterized. NCBI's taxonomy places the organism in Eukaryota, Apicomplexa, Aconoidasida, Haemosporida, Plasmodiidae. The transcript has 3 exons. The record is from RefSeq and is a predicted model, not a curated record. Bases 1 to 261 code for a protein of 86 amino acids.